This is a messenger RNA of Hippopotamus amphibius kiboko, 1583 nucleotides long. RefSeq names its product Rab geranylgeranyltransferase subunit beta (gene RABGGTB). The transcript has 9 exons. NCBI's taxonomy places the organism in Eukaryota, Metazoa, Chordata, Mammalia, Artiodactyla, Hippopotamidae. Gene Ontology annotation, molecular function: Rab geranylgeranyltransferase activity. Gene Ontology annotation, biological process: protein geranylgeranylation. Gene Ontology annotation, cellular component: Rab-protein geranylgeranyltransferase complex. Bases 280 to 1155 code for a protein of 291 amino acids. The record is from RefSeq and is a predicted model, not a curated record.
AAGACGCAGACCUUGGAACGUUUUUUGAGGGCUCAGAGACAGGGUGAAGUAUUACUCAGCGUUUUCUGCAGAUCUCGCGGGUGCAAUUGCGGCCAGACUUCCUCGUGUCGGGCGGGCCUCAGGGUUCAACGACCUGAUUUCUUAAUCCUUCAAAAAAGCCUGGGCACACCGCAGAAGGAUGUUGUUAUCAAGUCAGAUGCACCUGACACCCUAUUAUUGGAGAAGCAUGCAGAUUAUAUCGCAUCCUAUGGCUCAAAGAAAGAUGAUUACGAAUACUGUAUGUCUGAGUAUUUGAGAAUGAGUGGCAUCUAUUGGGGUCUGACCGUAAUGGAUCUCAUGGGACAGCUACAUCGCAUGAAUAGAGAAGAAAUUCUGACAUUUAUUAAGUCUUGUCAACACGAGUGUGGUGGAAUAAGUGCUAGUAUUGGACAUGAUCCUCAUCUUUUGUACACUCUUAGUGCUGUCCAGAUUCUUACUCUCUAUGAUAGUAUUAAUAUUAUUGACGUGAAUAAAGUUGUGGAAUAUGUUCAGAGUCUACAGAAAGAAGAUGGUUCUUUUGCUGGAGAUAUUUGGGGAGAAAUUGAUACAAGAUUCUCUUUUUGUGCUGUGGCAACUUUGGCUCUGUUGGGGAAGCUGGAUGCUAUUAAUGUGGAAAAGGCAAUUGAAUUUGUUUUGUCAUGUAUGAACUUUGAUGGUGGAUUUGGUUGCAGGCCAGGUUCUGAAUCCCAUGCUGGGCAGAUCUAUUGUUGCACAGGAUUCCUGGCUAUUACUAGUCAGUUGCAUCAAGUAAAUUCUGAUUUACUUGGUUGGUGGCUUUGUGAACGACAGCUACCAUCAGGUGGACUCAAUGGAAGGCCAGAGAAGCUACCAGAUGUAUGCUAUUCUUGGUGGGUGUUGGCUUCCCUAAAGAUAAUUGGAAGGCUUCAUUGGAUUGAUAGAGAGAAACUGCGCAAUUUCAUCUUAGCAUGUCAAGAUGAAGAAACUGGAGGAUUUGCAGACAGGCCAGGAGAUAUGGUAGAUCCUUUUCAUACUCUUUUUGGAAUUGCUGGAUUGUCACUUUUGGGAGAAGAACAGAUUAAACCUGUUAGCCCUGUUUUUUGUAUGCCUGAAGAAGUGCUUCGGAGAAUGAAUGUUCAGCCUGAACUAGUGAGCUAGAUUAGAUCCCUUGAUGCAAAAGUUGCUUAGUGUAGUUUUUACCAUCUUAACAUUUCAGUAUUUGAAGUGCUUAACAAACUUAAUGACUGCCAUGUUAAUAUUCUGUACAUGAAUUGUGUUGAUUUAAAUAAAUUAUAUGAUUAUACAUAUUGUAAAUUAAAGACCUCUAUUGUAUCUAAUAUUUUGUUUAUGGUUCAGUGUAUUUGUUAUCUUGUAUGUCUCCAUAAUAGCAAACUGAGUUGAACUCUAGCUGAUUAAGUCUUGUGUUCCGAUUUUCCCAUGUACUCCCUUGAUAUGCUUGUUACAUGUAACUAUAGUUAAUGUAAAUUGGUCUUUGUCAAUGAGAAUGUUAACUGAUGAAGAAUUGAUGAACCCCAUAGGAAUUAAAAGAUGAAAAAAAUAAAUGGCUGAAAUUUGGGAAUAUUUCA